Penicillium griseofulvum is the source of this 1698-nucleotide messenger RNA. RefSeq names its product putative MFS transporter. Gene Ontology annotation, biological process: transmembrane transport. The record is from RefSeq and is a predicted model, not a curated record. Gene Ontology annotation, molecular function: transmembrane transporter activity. The coding region runs from base 1 to 1698 and encodes 565 amino acids. The transcript has 2 exons. NCBI's taxonomy places the organism in Eukaryota, Fungi, Ascomycota, Eurotiomycetes, Eurotiales, Aspergillaceae.
AUGGCUUCAUCACCGGCAUUAUUUACUGCCUCGCGCAGCCAAACAUUAACAUACCUCUUGGCGGUGUGCCCUUUCUCCAUCGCCUUCCUAGUCUACAUCAAUUCAUCCAUCUCCUUCGUCGUAACCGAUUUAAUUGGGCUCCAGCAUGGGGAGGGAGAUGCAGUGGGAACUCUGGGGUUCGCGGAUGAACUCCUUGCUCUGGUUGCCUGCCCACUUUGGGGUGUUCUCUCGGACCGAAUCGGAGUCCGCCAUGUAUGUACUGCAGGCUAUGCUAUUGUGGCACUCGCGCUAGUGGUCUUUGUGCAAGCCACAAAUAUCUACCCCCAGCUUCUCUUGGGAAGAUUGCUUUUCAGUGUCGGUGGUUCAGCGGUGUCGACCAUGGUCACUGCAGUUUUGCCGACUGUCACUGGCACAGCCUUUAAUGCCCGGGCAUAUCGCGCAUCUGUGUCUUCGGAGUUGACUAUCACACCAGAGCGUGCCAGGAAUGGUUAUUCCAUACAUGUUGGUCCUUCCGGCGCAUCGCCGUCUGCACGACUCUCCGGUUUUGUCGGCAUGUGUGCUGGCUGUGGUGCGCUUGUGGCACUGGUCGUUUUCCUGCCGCUUGCAGCCCGGUUUGAGAAGAUGGGAUUGUCGCCAUCGCAGGCAAUUCAACGCAGCUAUUAUCUAGUUGCCGCCGUAUCCCUUGUUAUCAGCAUUGUAUGCUUCAUUGGGCUCCGUGAUCUUCCCGGGGAAAAGGGCAAAAGUUGGAGUGUCCUGUGGAAAACGUGCGAUGAAGAUGAGGAUGACGAUGAAGAUGACGAUGAAGAUGACGAUGAUCUAUCUAUCCAUGGCUCAAAAUUGCCAUACUGGAAGCAGUUGACCACUGCCCUUACACUUGGAUUUCAAAACCGUAGCAUUGGACUUGGCUAUGUCGGAGGCUUCGUCGCUCGAGCUUCUUCUGUGGGGAUAUCAUUGUUCAUUCCCCUCGCUGUCAACCACUACUAUCGGACAUCAGGCCUCUGCAAUGAGGAACAUGAACCAGUUCCUGGGUCGGGAUUAGGAGAGAUCAAGAAAGCAUGCCCACGUGCAUACAUCGUCGCAUCCAUACUGACCGGAGUGUCCCAAUUGGUGGCGCUGAUGGCAGCUCCAGCAUUUGGGUACCUGACAGACAAAUCACGGCGGUAUAAUUUCCCACUUCUUUUCGCAGCAUUAGUGGGAGUUAUCGGCUAUAUUAUCUUCGCGAUGCUCCCAACGCCUCUGUUCGAAAGACCGGACGGCAAUCCGGGGGUGUUUGUUGUGAUGGCUCUGCUUGGAAUCAGUCAGAUUGGAGCAAUUGUCUGCAGCUUGGCUGUGCUGAGCAACGGUAUUUUGAAAGUCAGCAUCGACAAUGAAACAUUAAGAAAAUUAUAUGAGGAGCGACGUGGCCGAGGGGACGAGAAUGAUGCAGAGCCUGACGAGGGCCAGCCUCUUCUUGCUGGGUCUGUCAACCGGCGAUUGGAGCAUCUGUCCCACCUCAAAGGCUCCAUUGCCGGUGUCUAUUCACUAUAUGGUGGGGCAGGCAUCCUGCUGUUGACCAAAGUGGGUGGACUGCUAUUCGACGUCCUAUCAUCGGGCACACCGUUCUAUAUCAUGGCGGGUUUUAACGGUGUGCUGCUUGUCAUAGGGAUCGUGUGUGGGGGCAUCAAUCACUUCGGGCCCUCGACCGGACGGACUCGUUGA